CGGCAGGAUGGAGGCACCCGGCUGCAGCGGCGGCUGCGAUCGCGGCGCGGACCGGGCUGGGGACGGCGCCCACCCUGACCCCCGGGUCCCCGGCGCCGCGGCGCCCGGCUCUGGUUCCGGCCCGUGCGCGGCCGCUCGGGAGUCGGAGCGCCAGCUGCGCCUUCGCCUCUGCGUCCUCAACGAGAUCCUGGGCACCGAGCGGGACUACGUGGGCACCUUGCGCUUUUUGCAGUCGGCUUUCCUGCAUCGCAUCCGGCAGAAUGUGGCGGACUUAGUGGAGAAGGGCCUCACGGAAGAGAAUGUCAAGAUCCUGUUCUCAAACAUUGAAGACAUCCUGGAGGUCCAUAAGGAUUUUUUGGCUGCCUUGGAGUACUGUUUACACCCAGAGCCUCAGUCUCAGCAUGAACUUGGGAAUGUUUUCUUAAAAUUUAAGGACAAGUUCUGUGUAUAUGAGGAAUAUUGCAGCAACCAUGAGAAGGCCUUGCGGCUGCUUGUGGAACUAAACAAGAUCCCCACUGUGCGUGCUUUCCUUCUGAGUUGCAUGCUUCUAGGAGGACGGAAGACCACGGAUAUCCCUUUGGAGGGCUACCUGCUAUCCCCAAUUCAGAGGAUCUGCAAGUAUCCUCUCCUCCUCAAGGAGCUGGCCAAAAGGACCCCGGGUAAGCACCCAGAUCACCCUGCAGUCCAGAGUGCCCUGCAGGCCAUGAAGACCGUCUGCUCCAACAUCAAUGAAACCAAACGGCAGAUGGAGAAACUAGAGGCUCUGGAACAGCUCCAAUCCCACAUCGAAGGCUGGGAGGGCUCCAACCUCACAGACAUCUGCACUCAGCUACUCCUGCAAGGGACUUUGCUGAAGAUCUCCGCAGGCAACAUCCAAGAGCGGGCCUUCUUCCUUUUUGACAACCUCCUUGUCUAUUGCAAGAGGAAAUCCAGGGUUACUGGAGGCAAGAAAUCUAGCAAAAGGACCAAAUCCAUCAAUGGCUCUCUCUACAUCUUCAGAGGACGAAUCAAUACAGAAGUCAUGGAGGUGGAGAAUGUGGAAGAUGGGACAGCGGAUUACCACAGCAAUGGCUACACUGUCACCAACGGCUGGAAAAUCCACAAUACAGCCAAGAACAAGUGGUUUGUGUGUAUGGCCAAGACGGCAGAGGAGAAACAGAAGUGGCUGGAUGCUAUCAUUCGUGAGAGGGAGCAACGUGAAAGCCUGAAGCUGGGCAUGGAGCGGGACGCUUACGUCAUGAUUGCUGAGAAAGGGGAGAAGCUUUACCACAUGAUGAUGAACAAGAAGGUGAACCUCAUCAAGGACCGCCGGAGAAAGCUGAGCACUGUGCCCAAGUGCUUCCUGGGCAAUGAAUUUGUUGCCUGGCUCCUGGAAAUUGGUGAAAUCAGUAAGACCGAAGAAGGAGUCAACUUGGGCCAAGCUUUGUUGGAGAAUGGUAUUAUCCAUCAUGUCUCUGACAAGCACCAGUUCAAGAAUGAGCAGGUGAUGUACCGCUUCCGCUAUGAUGAUGGCACCUACAAGGCCCGAAGUGAGCUGGAGGACAUCAUGUCUAAGGGUGUGAGGCUUUACUGCCGUCUUCACAGCCUCUACACCCCCGUGAUCAAAGACCGAGAUUACCAUCUGAAGACCUACAAGUCGGUGCUGCCUGGAAGUAAGCUGGUAGACUGGCUGCUGGCACAGGGUGACUGCCAGACACGAGAGGAAGCGGUGGCGCUCGGCGUGGGCCUGUGUAACAAUGGCAUCAUGCACCAUGUGCUGGAGAAGAGCGAAUUCAAAGAUGAGUCCCAGUAUUUUCGCUUCUACGCAGAUGAGGAGAUGGAGGGAACCAGCAGCAAGAAUAAACAACUUCGCAACGACUUUAAGCUGGUGGAGAACAUCCUAGCCAAGUGCCUGUUGAUCCUACCCCAGGAGGAAGACUAUGGUUUUGACAUCGAGGAGAAGAACAAGGCUGUGGUGGUGAAGUCUGUUCAGAGGGGCUCACUGGCUGAGAUGGCUGGCCUGCAGGUGGGGAGGAAGAUCUACUCUAUCAAUGAGGACCUGGUGUUCCUUCGGCCUUUCUCAGAGGUGGAGACCGUCCUCAACCAAUCUUUCUGCUCCCGUCGGCCUCUACGCCUCCUGGUAGCCACCAAAGCGAAAGAGAUUGUCAAGAUCUCUGACCAUCCAGAGUCGCUGUGCUUCCAGAUUCGCGGAGCUGCCCCACCGUACGUCUAUGCUGUGGGCAGAGGCUCUGAGGCCGCGGCUGCAGGCCUGUGUGCUGGCCAGUGUAUCCUGAAGGUCAAUGGCAACAGCGUCAUGGGUGACGGUGCCCCAGAGGUCCUGGAGCAUUUCCAGGCAUUCCGGAGCCACCGAGAAGAGGCCCUGGGCCUGUACCAGUGGGUCUACCACACCCAUGAAGAUGCCCAGGAGGCCCGUGCCAGCCAAGACCCCCCUGGUGAGGACCCCACUGGCGAGAGGGCCCAGGAGGAAGACCAGCCUGACUCAGUCUUCUUCCCCCUGCUGUCCCUGGGUCCCCAGCUGAGCCUGCAUGAGGACAGCCCCAUGGUCAGCCUGACUGUGGACAACGUGCACCUGGAGCACGGCGUGGUGUACGAGUACAUGAGCACAGCAGGCGUCAAGUGCCAUGUGCUGGAGAAGAUUGUGGAGCCCCGUGGCUGCUUUGGCCUCACUGCCAAGAUCCUUGAGACCUUUGCUGCUGAUGACGGUGUCUUCGUGCAAAACUGUGGGCGGCUCAUGGCCCAGAACAACAACAUACGGACCAUGUCCCACUACGAGUUUCGCAACAUUUGUGAUGCCAAGCUGGAGAGUAUUGGCCAGAGGAUCAGAUGCUACCAGGAGUUUGCAGCCCAGCUGAAAAGCAGGGUUAGUCUACCCUUCAAACAAGCACCCCUAGAACCUCACCCCCUGUGUGGCCUAGACUUCUGCCCUACCAAUUGCCACGUCAACCUCAUGGAAGUGUCCUACCCGAAGACCACCCCCUCCAUCGGCAGGUCCUUCAGCAUUCGAUUUGGUCGCAAACCCUCCCUCAUUGGCCUUGACCCAGAGCAAGGCCACCUGAAUCCCAUGUCCUAUACCCAACAUUGCAUCACCACCAUGGCUGCCCCUUCCUGGAAGUGCCUGCCUGCUGCGAGUUGGGACCCCCAGGGCCAGGGUUCCAAAGACGGCAGUUUGGGGCAAGCCAAUGGAGCCUUGGGCUAUGAGGACCGGGGCCUGAGCUUUCUCCUCAAGCAGGAGGACCGUGAGAUCCAGGAUGCCUACCUGCAGCUCUUCACCAAGCUGGAUGUAGCCUUGAAGGAGAUGAAGCAGUAUGUCACCCAGAUCAACAGGUUGCUGUCCACUAUCACGGAGCCCACCACCACAGGGGGGUCCUGUGACCCGCCCUUGCCUGAGGAGGUCUCGUCCCCACCACUGGUCAGUGAGGAGAGUGAGAUGGACCGGAGUGACCAUGGGGGCAUCAAGAAAGUGUGCUUCAAGGUGUCUGAGGAGGAUCAGGAGGACUCGGGCCAUGACACCAUGAGCUACCGAGACUCCUAUAGCGAGUGUAACAGUAAUCGGGACUCGGUCCUCUCCUACACCAGCGUGAGAAGUAACAGCUCUUACCUGGGCAGUGACGAGAUGGGAUCUGGGGACGAGCUGCCAUGUGAUAUGCGUAUCCCAUCAGACAAGCAGGACAAACUACACGGCUGUCUGGAGCAUCUCUUUAACCAGGUGGACUCCAUCCACGCACUCCUCAAGGGGCCAGUGAUGACCAGGGCCUUCGAAGAGACCAAGCACUUCCCCAUGGAGCACAGCUUGCAAGAGUUCAAACAGAAGGAAGAGUGUACAAUGCGUGGCCGGAGCUUGAUCCAGAUCAGCAUCCAGGAGGAUCCCUGGAACCUCCCCAAUUCCAUCAAAACCCUGGUGGACAACAUCCAGAGAUAUGUGGAAGAUGGGAAGAACCAGCUGCUCCUGGCCCUGCUGAAGUGCACAGACAACGAGUUGCAGCUGCGGAGGGAUACCAUCUUCUGUCAGGCGCUGGUGGCCGCCGUGUGCACCUUCUCUGAGCAGCUCCUGGCAGCCCUCAGCUACCGCUACAACAACAAUGGCGAGUACGAGGAGAGCAGCCGAGAUGCCAGCCGCAAGUGGUUGGAGCAGGUGGCAGCCACAGGUGUUCUCCUGCACUGCCAGUCCCUGCUCUCUCCAGCUGUUGUGAAGGAGGAACGGACCAUGCUAGAGGACAUCUGGGUGACUCUUUCAGAGCUGGACAAUGUCACCUUCUCCUUUAAGCAGCUGGAUGAGAACCAUGUGGCCAACACGAACGUUUUCUAUCAUAUUGAGGGCAGCCGGCAGGCAGUGAAGGUCAUCUUCUACCUCGACAGCUACCACUUCUCCAAGCUGCCCUCACGCCUGGAGAGCGGGGCCAGCCUGCGAAUGCACACCGUGCUCUUCACGAAAGCUCUGGAGAACAUGGAGGGGUCACCUCCUCCAGGCAGUCAGGCUGCGGAAGAUCUGCAGCAGGAGAUCAAUGCCCAGUCCCUGGAGAAGGUGAAGCAGUAUUACCGCAAGCUCAGGGCCUUUUACCUGGAACGGUCCAACCUGCCCACAGACACCAGCACCACAGCGGUGAAGAUAGACCAGCUGAUCCGCCCCAUCAAUGCCCUGGAUGAGCUGUGCCGCCUCAUGAAGUCCUUUGUCCACCUCAAGCCUGGUGCCGGAGCCAGUGUGGGCGCCGGCCUCAUUCCCAUCUCCUCUGAGCUGUGUUACCGUCUGGGGGCUUGCCAGAUCGCCAUGUGUGGCACAGGCAUGCAGAGGAGCACCCUGAGUGUCUCCCUGGAGCAGGCGGCCAUCUUGGCGCGGAGCCACGGGCUGCUGCCCAAAUGCAUCAUGCAGGCCACAGACAUCAUGCGGAAGCAGGGCCCCCGGGUGGAGAUUCUGGCCAAAAACCUCCGAGUCAAGGAUCAGAUGCCCCAGGGUGCACCACGGCUCUACCGCCUCUGCCAGCCGCCGGUAGAUGGAGACCUCUGAUUGCCAAGAUGCCCCUGCUCGGUUACAUCAUCGGAGCUGAGAUUUGGGUGGACACAGGGACCAUGCUGGCCUUCUCCAGUGCCGGGCCCAAGUCCUUUGCCCUCACCUGCUCCAGAAUCUACCCAGCCUCCUCCAUCGCCCCCUGCAAGGAUAAGCAAUGAACUAGCUGAUGGGCCCAGGCUGCACCGUCUCUGUCAUCCUUCGAAGCCUGAAGGGCGCCGGGGACCCACAGAGCUGGUGGACACAGCCAGGGUUUGGGUUCCUGCGAGCCCCAGGGACCUGGGCUAGAAGUCCGGCACUGCAGCUGGAGACUGAAAGGCCCUGCUCCCCCAGAGACUGCUCAACUGCACUUUUGAAACCCCUGGUUUCCUUCCACGGCCACAUUCCAGGCAACCAACCUCUUCCUCACCUGAGCUUCCAGGCUACCUGCUAACCCUGUACUAACCUGCUCGGUGGAGCCAGAAUAGCUGGACCCUGGCCAGAGAGCCAAAGGGACGGGGCUGCCACCUGCCCGAGGGAGGGCACAGAUGAAGCCACACCUUUUCUGUCACCACCGCCAUUGGAACUGGAGCCAGUGGCCCUGGCACAAAAUCUGCUCUGACUUUAUUUAUAGGGUGUGAAAUCUCUAGGGUUUACUUUGGGGUUUUUAUGUUGCUCUUGGUGUUUUUUUUUUUUUUUCCUUUCUUUCUCCCCCUCCCCCCUCUUUUUUUCCCUGAGUUGUGUGAUUAUAUAUUUGAUGUUUUAAAUUUCAAAGAAAGAUAUAUUGUUUAACAGGGGACCAACAUAAGAUAGCAUUGACAACUUUUUUUUUUUGCAGUUCUACUAAAAAACAAAGAACUAAAUUAUUGAAAAUUCAGAAAAAUCAGUAUUUCAUCUCUUUUAAUAUUAGGAUCAUAAAGCCUCACUUAUAGGCACUGACUAUAAUAUCGUCUCCUACACCCCUCAGUUUUCCAGGAGUUUGGUCAGUAUUAGUGGUGAAUUAACUGGUUCUCUAGAUGACUGGUGACAAGAAUUUGAAAGGUGGCUGGGGGCUGGCAGGACUUGGAGUCAUCUGCUGAGAGGCUGUCCUGUCCAUCCCACAUAGGUUUUUGGCCUUUAGGUAGAAGGUUUGCUGGGUGGCACCCCCUGCUGGCGACUUUUGUAAUUUAUUUUGCUGCUGUUAGCUCAGGGCAGGACCUUAGGGAUUUCUCAGCCAGCCAGAGAGCAAGAGACCCAGUGCCCACUUGCUGGGCAGAAGGAUCCCCACAGGGAGCCUGCCCUGUGCUGACAGGAGCAGUGUCACUGCCAGGGUGGGUGGGAUGUGGGCUGUGCUUCUACAGUCCCGCGCCUGCUGGGGAGUGGUGGGUGGGAUCCAGGGCAGGUUUCCUCCUGCCCCUGAGGUGGCCUAACAUCCCUCCCUCCCUCCCUCCUGCCUCACACCAGACUUAGGGAGCCAGGCCUGUCCUGGACGUGGACAAACAUGCAGAUACAAAUGAGGCCCCUCUCCAGCCCAGUGGUGGGAUGUGGGCAGGUGCUUUGGGGGCCGGGGCUGCAACGGCUGACUUUGUAAUGUACAGAUUCUUCUCAUUAAAUCCACAAUAGAUUUUUUUUAAUUAAAUGUCAGUUUAUAAUAAUAAUA
This is a messenger RNA of Erinaceus europaeus (western European hedgehog), 6620 nucleotides long. RefSeq names its product phosphatidylinositol-3,4,5-trisphosphate dependent Rac exchange factor 1 (gene PREX1). Lineage: Eukaryota; Metazoa; Chordata; Mammalia; Eulipotyphla; Erinaceidae. The transcript is spliced from 40 exons. The coding region runs from base 8 to 5002 and encodes 1664 amino acids. The record is from RefSeq and is a predicted model, not a curated record. Gene Ontology annotation, molecular function: protein binding; guanyl-nucleotide exchange factor activity. Gene Ontology annotation, biological process: intracellular signal transduction.